AUGGCGUCAAACACUGUCCCCGCAUCGCGCCUCGACACGCUUCCUGUCGAGCUGCUGCACAUAUUAUUCGGCCACGCCUUCAGCAAACACCUUCUUGGGGACUCAACCUUGCAUUCGAUCGACGUCCAUGAUGUCUUGCUUGGCCUCGAAGCCGAUCCGCUCAACUCAGCGACGGUGCGCGGCGUGGCUCGUGAGUGGCUGCACUCCAGUGUCGACGUACUGAUCGCGCCACUUGAAUUUGAAGUUUGUCAGUCGUCUGACGUCUUGAUUGACAUUCAGGCGACAUCCGCGAAGCUGCGUGCCGAGCCGGAUCUGGCCCUCGCUGUCCGUCGUCUUCGGCUGGAACAAGACGAUUACAGCGUUCGCGUCUCGGAACUGUACAGUCGAAUACGUCCCGCUCGUGUUGAGAACAUUGCGGCUUGUAUGAACACGGCGGCGGUGACGCGGGCGCGCGUCGACCGAAUGGCGGCCGCCUACGAGGCUCUCGCUCCCCAUUUGACGCACCUGCGCCCAUACAAGCUGUACCGGACGCCAUCCCAGUGGGCCAACACGGCGGUGCAAAUACUGGACCUCCUGACUCUGCUGCCGGGCCUCCAGACGCUCCAGUGCUAUGUGCCAAAGCUGGGCAUCAUUCCGGGCGAGGCGAGCGACGCGCACCGGGCCGCCGUUCCCAAUCUCGCACGUCUUCGGCACUUGGAAAUUGAGGAGCUGACAAGCGACUGGGACACCGGCGCGCUGGAUAUGCACGGUGCUCUUGUGCGCGCCGCGCCGUUCCUGGAGACUCUCAGCAUCUAUAAGAUUAGUCAUGUGUAUUCGACGGCCCGGGCGACUGGCACAGCGGAUGCAAACAUGGCUCCUCCUGCGUCUCCUUCUCUUGCCUAUCUGACGUCCCUGUACGCUGACGUAUGUUUCUUGAUGCCCAUCUCCGUGCGCACCCUUGUUGCUGCCGUCGGGCCACACCUCAAGGAUGUAUACAUGGACCUCGGUCGUAAAACGUGCCGGCCGAGCACGACCGACCCUGUGACGUUGAUACAACUCGGCGACGAUCGGUACCGCCCGCAGGGUGAUGAGCUCUUCACCUUGUACGACCUGCUGGCGGCCCUCCGGCCCUGGCAGGCCACCUCCCUCUCGAGCCUGGCGGCCGUCUAUAAAAUGGACGUCAAUCACUACAUCAUAACGGACGAGCCCUCCCUGCUGGACGUGGCCGGUGCCGACGACGAGGACCGCCACGUACGCGACCGCCACGGGCCGUCCUCCACGGCCCUGCUGGCCGGCUUCACGGCCCUGCGCCACCUCGGCAUCAGCAUCGACCUGCUCGACUGGCGCACCGCCUUCAACACGCGCGCAAAGGCGACGCGCGAGGUCGCCGACGCGCUGGUGGCGCAGCUGCCGCCCAACCUCGAGACCCGCACUAUUGUCCCCGCCAAGGGUGAGCUCUCGUGGAUGGAUGAGUACAGCCCCGGCCGCACCGAGACCGACCCCGACUACGACGUUGUCCGAAAGGAUGAGGGAGACGGAGAUGAGGGAGCCACUGCCACGCGCACAAUCACGCUAACGGCCCUCUGCGCCGACCAGCUUGUGCUCCUGGCCGACGACCACACGUCAUCCAUUAGAUUUCCCGAGAGAAAGUAG
Sporothrix schenckii 1099-18 is the source of this 1632-nucleotide messenger RNA. RefSeq lists its product as uncharacterized. The record is from RefSeq and is a predicted model, not a curated record. Bases 1 to 1632 code for a protein of 543 amino acids. The transcript has a single exon. Lineage: Eukaryota; Fungi; Ascomycota; Sordariomycetes; Ophiostomatales; Ophiostomataceae.